Cryptomeria japonica (Japanese cedar) is the source of this 4865-nucleotide messenger RNA. RefSeq lists its product as uncharacterized. NCBI's taxonomy places the organism in Eukaryota, Viridiplantae, Streptophyta, Pinopsida, Cupressales, Cupressaceae. The transcript is spliced from 10 exons. Gene Ontology annotation, molecular function: protein binding. The record is from RefSeq and is a predicted model, not a curated record. Bases 258 to 3362 code for a protein of 1034 amino acids.
UCUACUGAAUACGCGGUUUCAUACUUCAAGACAGAAUCCAUAUCGUUGGAAAUUCAACCACAGCUCUCGGCUUAAAGGGGUUAAGAUUUCGGAAUCGUAAUAUUCAGUUGCGAACGUGAGAAAUGUAAAUCAUAGACUUCGGCUUUAAGGUGUUUAGAUUCGUCAAGCCUCCAGUUUCAAAGUUUAGAUCUGUAAGGUUUUGUGAUCUAUCCCAGCAAGGUGACCUCAAAAGUGCUAAGUCACUAGAGAACAUAGGUAUGCCUUUCCAGAAGAUUGAAAGGAGUUAUUAUAGCACUCCAUUUGGGUGGCGCCUGGCUACUUUUGAUGAAACCAGAAAUGGGCUAGAGAAGAUUAAGGAGAAAAACCUUCUAAACAAAUGCGAUAGAGUGCGUCUCUUGGACGGAUGGAUAACUGGUCCAGGAUAUAACUUUAAAAUGGGAAAUGACUUCAAAGGAUGUCUGGGCUAUAUUCUUCUCAUACGAACUGAAGCUUCUGGUUGUGCAUACGCCGAUGUUAAUAUCUGCGACACACAAAAGGAAGCGGCAUUGUUCCUGUGUGCCGAUGACUGGAAUUAUGAAGUUAUUUAUUGGCUGUUAAACUCGUGGACGAAGACGGAUACUAUGGACUUACAAGAUGUGAGGCAAGGGAGAAUUCCAUUCAUUGAUCCUACCAAAUUUAAACAGAUGAAUAAGGUGGUUUGUUCACUAGCCAGAAAGCUUGGCGAUAAUGUACCUGUGAGUGAAAAAGCGGCUAAGAGAACUUAUUUGGGGUCACAUUCAGGGAAAGAGGUGCUAUCCAAUUUGAUCAAAAUUGUAAAUGAAGAAGACCUACAGCAAUACGAUAGAUCUGGCUUUAAGACUACAGCUGAAGUUGAGGAGUCUUGCUUCCCAAGGUCCCUGGAGCCCUACUGGCUUGAACAUUUAGCUAGGCAGGGAGGUAUGGACUGGAAUAAUAUUGCAGACGUGUUCUUGAACUUUUUGUCUGAAUCUUUUGCAGGGUCGAUGGUAGAAUUUUGUGGGAACCGCAUUCUUGCACAGAUAUGUAAGGUAAAUGACGAGAGUGAUGGGCGAACGAUAACCUCAAGCCAAGGGAAUUUUAUCGUUGCCUCACUCAUUCUCUUUUAUGCUUCCUCCUAUCUCACUGACAUCAUGCAUGCACCGCUGGCACAUGAUUGCUGGGGCAGUUGCGCUGGCAAGAUGCUAUUCUACGUGGCAUCUAACAGCGGGUCAGAUGAUCUUCCACGCUUUAACCGGAUGCUAGAAAACAACGCAAUGUGGAGGUGGUACGAUCAGGUUGGAAAUUACGAUCUUCUCAACAAGCUUUUGGUCAUCGCAGCCAGUGGCAAUGUUUCUCGUCGUCUAAAAACGGACGAAAAGAAUGAUAUUCUUGUAGUAAACAUGUUACUACAAUGCGGAGCUCAGCCUGGAUCAGGCUAUGCAACUUUAGGCUGCGAAAAGGUGACAACACUGGAAUCCGCUAUAACUUUUAGAGAUGAUGAGGAUAUUGCAAAGGAGGUCGCAAAAUCUUUGCUUCAUAAGUGCCAUAGGGAACAACAACAGCAGUUAGCAAACGUUCCAAAUAAAGAUGGACUGACCCCUCUUCAGUUUGCUUCUUGGCGGGGUCAUGCUCUCAAGUGUCAAAUGCUUCUUGAUCAUGGAGCUAGACCAGAUUUUCUAGCCAAAGACAACAAGACAGCUAUUCACUUUGCUUCCUUGCUGGGUCACGCCGGUGUUUGUCAAAUACUUCUCGAUAACGGAGCGAAACCAGACGUUCAAGACACAGACGGCAAGACAGUCCUUCAUAUUGCAGUGGAAGAGAAGCAAAAUGCAGUUGUAAAUGUGCUUAUUAAACAUCCAGAUAUCACUGAAGUUGUCGAUUUAAAAGACAAAAGAGGACACAGCCCUUUAGAUGCAGCAGUUGCCGACACAGAUAUGAAAUUAGUAGCAACUUUGUUAUCUAAGUUGAGACAGCCAGAAGCCUAUUUCAAUAAAGUGGAUCUAAAUGAGCUUCUACGUUACUCCUUACUCAAUGGUUGUGUAUAUAUUGUUACAAAGUUGUUUCAGAAGGGAACAAAGUUGUCAGUUGAUGAAUGUGAUGACGAAGGAAAAACAUUUGUGCAUUUGGCUGCUAUGGGUGAUGAUGAUAGUAAGGCAGUCGACUUGGUCAGCAUUUUAUUGGAAAAUAUUGAAGAAAAGGAAAAGUUGGUAUGCAAUUGCGACAGAAUAGGGAGGACUGCUCUCCAUGAGGCGGCUUUGAAGGGAAAUGAGAAGCUCUGCAGAUAUCUUUUGGAUAUAAAUCCAAAAGUAAUAGAUCUUAAAGACAGGGACGGCCGAAACCCUUUAUAUGAUGCAGUUCAUGGAAAACAGAAUGAGGAAGCUGUUUUAAGGAUGUUGCUCGUCGAAUAUUCCAGAAAAGAUAUAGGUCUCGAUGACCUGAGAGACCGCAACGGCCUGACACCAUUACACGUUGCUGCUUCAUUGGGAAAAAAGCACCUGGUGAAAGUGCUCCUUUCUCGAAGCCGUAACGAUAGUAACCAAUAUUUCAGGGGAAGAGACUUCCUUGCACAAAAAGCCUCGGCAUUUUUGAAGAGAGGAGAUUUCCGUGGGCAAACAGCCCUUCAUAAGGCCGCAAUCUGUGGAGACGUAGAAACUAUCGGGAUUCUCUUGGAAGAAGGUGCCCACCCGCUCAAUAAGCGGGAUUGUGACGGCAGAACUGCACUUCAUUACGCUUUUCAAGCCAAAACUGGAGGAGACAAAAGGACGUUGGCUGAUUUCCUUUUAGCAAGCUGUAAUUCCUAUGAAGAGAAAUCGCUCCUAUUAUGGGCCUCCCCAGCAGGCUUAGGCACUGCUGACGAGAAUCUAAGCAAAGAUGAUCCCAUUCGCAAGUUUCUUGUAGAUAAAAAGAGAGAGAUUACUGAGAAAAUGAAUACACACAAUUUGUUGAAGACGGCUUCUUCUCUGGGAGAUACAGAAAUGAGCAAAGAACUCGUCUCCCUAGGUUACCAAAUCGAAGACAUUUACGAUGAAGAAUGGUUGGAAAGGUUGGAGCCCACAAGAAGAGAAAAUGUAGAAAAAGUUUCAAGACAACUUGAUAUUAUUCCAGAACGGGGAAACGAUCGUCCAGCCCUCUCAGACGAUCCGGAAAGGAUUGACUAUGCACGUGGUCUGGCGGCUUUGUUUUUAAAUCCUUAUUUAAAACCACCGAUCACCGUGGGAAUCUCUGGUGCAUGGGGAAAGGGCAAGUCCAGUUUGCUUGUUCAGACAGAAGUCAUUUUACUGACAACAGCAGCACAAAUGGCACUAAUUCCAUCUUCCAAAUUACCAAGUUCAGCUUUAGAAUUUCCCGAUAUGAAAGCCUGUUAAUUAUCCAAAAAAGGAAAGAAGAAAUAUAACGAAAUAGUAAGACAGAUUAACUGUAGACAGGAAAUGAGAAACAUUUAUGAAAUCUUAUCGGAUAAGAUUCGAAGCUGGAUUAAGAAAAGUGAAGAGUCCGAAAGACCGGGAGAGAACGGAUAUGACGAAGAAAAGUCUCUGCUGCACUUCCUAAACCGCUAUGAAAUCAAACAUCAUGAGAUUUUUAAAUCACUUGCUGCUAUGGAUAGGAGCGACAUGUUCACAAGGAAAAGCGCACAGCCAAAAGCAAAAUUUCCACAGAACACAGAUCCUUUGGUCAACCGAAAUGUGCCGGCUGUUCUAACUGUUCAAUACAAUCCAUGGAAAUAUAAGAACGAUACAGAAGCAUUGGCAGGUAUGGCAGUAGAGAUUUCAAAAGAAUUAGAAGGAAUCAUGACCCAAGCCCAAUGGCUGAGCACGUGUUGGAGAAAUAGUUGGAAGAAGAAAAAGUAUAUCAUAUGGAUUGAAUUUUUUUUCCCCUGCCUCCUCGCACUAGUUUUGGCCUGUUCAUUUACUUGGAUUGCAUGGGUAGUGUUGGACAGUGAGAAGUUCAAAGAAUGGGCAAAUGCAAAAUAUGCAUGGCCACCGGCAGCUAUGGUCAUUGUAGUUUGGAAAAUAACCAAGUCAGUAGUGGGCAUUUUAAAACCCGUUAGUAAUCAGCUAAUUAAUUAUAUAUCAUUGCCAGAUCAUACAAAAUAUUUGGGUUAUCAAGAAAGGGUAAUCUCAGAUAUUCAAUUUUUGAAAGGUGAAAUUGGUGAAAAACCAUAUUCGGUAUUCACUGCUUUUGUCUGGGUCUUCAACACUCUAGCCGUGGUGUGGCGCUUGAUUACAAAAUGGUCGUCAGCAUUGUUUUUCCAUUCUACAUGCCUUGAAAGAGACAUUGAAGUUCGGAAUGUAGCCCCUGCAUCUGGGACUAAUCUUCGAAUAAUCGUUUUUGUAGACGAUUUGGAUAGAUGUCAAGAAUCUGUGAUAUUGCAGGUACUAUCAGCCAUAAAUCUUGUAUUGUCGGUGUGUCAAAUCAGUGUAGUCUUAGCAAUGGACAAAGAAUUAAUACAAAAGGCAAUAAUUAAAAAAUAUGGAGAUGUAAAACAUAAAAGUCGAUGGAAGCUAGACAAGAACUAGCAGAGAAGUAUUUACAAAAAAUAAUUCAACUGCCACUGGACCUUCCUCAUCCUAGUGAAAUGCAAGCGAGGAGAUUUUUAGAAGUACAAAUGGGUACGUCUUCAAGCAGAAGCAAGGACUAUGGUUCAGCAUCACAAACAUACGACAAGCACAAAAUAACUUCUAAGCUAGAUGAUGAUAGAAGAAAGUCGAGCCUACUUUGUGGAGGAGAAGAUCUAUCACAAUAUACAGCAGCGCUAGAAGUCGCAAUAGAUUUCCAGGCUCAAUCAGAGAUAGCACAAAUAAGUAAGAUGUGGAGACCUCUGUCAUAUUUUCGGUCUUACAUUAUUUUUCUCUCUCGAAGCGGCAGAC